Messenger RNA from Thalassophryne amazonica, 669 nucleotides. Its product is annotated as proline-rich protein 2-like. The transcript is spliced from 2 exons. Bases 1 to 669 code for a protein of 222 amino acids. NCBI's taxonomy places the organism in Eukaryota, Metazoa, Chordata, Actinopteri, Batrachoidiformes, Batrachoididae. The record is from RefSeq and is a predicted model, not a curated record.
AUGACAAACCAACAGGGGAGCGGCCCGGCGGCGCCGGAAUGCACCCCUGACACCACCCCCUCCAUGGAGGCAUGGGAAGCAGCCCCAUACCCAACGGAAGCACACUGGCGCCGGCAGAGCCCACCAAUGGGGGGGACCCCAGAACCGCACCAUCAGGGCCAUGGCCCCAAAAGGCGGGAGCGAGCGGCGGCAAGGACGGGGGGCAAAGGAGCCACCGCAACUGAAUCCAAAACAUGGGCAAGGACCAUCGAGCCAUACGAGGGCGGGACCCAGCCCCCGUAUGAGAGGCAAGGCCCAAUCCCUGGGGCCAGUAAGCACGAGGCCCCACGACACCCAAGCCCCCCAGUGCAGCCAGCUGAACCCCUCCAAACUCCCCCGCAAGCCCCCAACCCACCCCCCACCACGGGCCCCACCCCAAACACCAAAGCCCAAGACCAGGAGACCGCCCAAGCGAGAGCGGGGCACCAUCUCACGGAGACCCCGGGCCCCACAGUCCCAGAGCCCAACCCCAAGCAGCAGGUGGAAGGAGAGAUGUUGCACAGGGAGCGGGCCACAUACACCAGCCCCACCGGGCCCCAGCCCAACCCCAGAUCCGACGGAGGAGCCAGGAAACCACAAGACGGGGGGAGGCAGGCAGCCCCAGAGGAGCACCAGAGGCCCAGGGAGUAA